This is a messenger RNA of Myotis myotis, 425 nucleotides long. Its product is annotated as 40S ribosomal protein S25-like. Gene Ontology annotation, cellular component: cytosolic small ribosomal subunit. NCBI's taxonomy places the organism in Eukaryota, Metazoa, Chordata, Mammalia, Chiroptera, Vespertilionidae. Gene Ontology annotation, molecular function: structural constituent of ribosome. The record is from RefSeq and is a predicted model, not a curated record.
GCAAGGCAGCAGUGCAUCCCUGCUCUCCGAGUCCGGCGAUGCCGCCCAAGGAUGACAAGAAGAAGAAAGAUGCUGGAAAGUUGGCCAAGAAAGACAAAGACUUGUUCAUGGGGGGCAAGGGCAAAUAGAGGAAGUGGUCCAAGGGCAAAGAAGUAGUGGUCCAAGUUCAGGACAAGCUCAAUAGUCUGGUCUUGUUUGAAAAAGCCACAUAUGACAAGCUCUGUAAAGAAGCUCCCAACUACAAGCUUGUAACCCCAGCUGUGGUCUCCCAGAGGCUAAAGAUUCAUGGUUCCUUGGCCAGAGCAGCCCUUCAGGAGCUCCUUAGUGAAGGGCUUAUUAAACGAGUCUCAAAGCACAGAGCUCAGGUGAUUUACACCAGAAACACCAAAGAUGCGGUCGCCCCAGCUGCUGGAGAAAAUGCAUGA